UAUAAGCGCUAAUGGCGUCUGCUUUGUAGCUAACGCGCGAACUGGUCACUCGCUCGAAUAUGCAGACUGAGAAGUGCUUUUUCAGUGCGUGAAUGAACCUUCUUCGCCAUUUCUUCAACUGAACUAGGAUCUUGAAAGCACUCCAGUUUACGCAAAGGGGACAACAAAAUGGCGCCUCGGCCGGAAGAUUCUCCAGUAUCAAGUCCCCGCACACGCUCUCCAGUUAAGGGGGCACGGGCAGGCGGCACUAGUUGUGCCGCUUCUAAUUCAAUGUCAAUGUUGACAAUGCUUGCUGAAGUUGCUUCUGUGACUCUCCAUACUGACCCUUCAGUAACAGAUACAAAUACCAACCACAAAUCAAAAGCAAGCCCUCCAGGGAGUCGAAAACCAAGUGACUGUGAAAUUUUGACCUUGAACCAAGUAGCGGGGAUGACUGAUAAUUUGUUAGUUAAAUUAUUUGCUGAGUUUGAAUCAAAUGAAAUGUGGAAGAGAUUCACAUACUCUUGCCGUAUGCUCCCAGCAGCGUGCUCUAAAUGUUUCCAGAGCUUUGGAAGCGAGCAUAAAGCAAGAACCGAUAUGAAGGCUCACUUGCAAAGUCAUCUGAAGAACCUUCUGGGAGUUCAUACAAGUCAGGAAAGUAGGCAAGCCUACGUUCUUGAAUCAAUUCCUGCCAGAAAUAGACGUUUAGUUGAACAGGACACUCCGGGUGGCAAGAAAAGGACAGUGCCAUCUGCAAGUCGCAAUACAAAAACUGCUGGUUCUCCUAAGCCACCAAACCUUGAGGGAACCUCCAAGACCAAGAAAGGAACAAUAGACAAUCCAAAGGUUCAAGCUGUUGAUGAGGGAAGGGAAGCAUCGCCUGUAAAUAUCACUGUACAGAUACCUGCGAUGGAAGUGAAAACGAAGAGAAAGUCAGAAAAUCGUGAAGGAAGAGUUAGGAUUAAGAAACCAAAGAAUUCUGAUGCAAGACCUACAAUAACUAAUGGCUUUAAUGACAACAACAACAAUACUAAUAAUAAUAAUGAAGCCAAAUCCGAUGCUAAUGAUGUAAUUGAACCUAGCUCCACUCCGCCUAUGCAAGAAAUAGUGUCUCAUGAUCAUGGAUACCUAAAAGCUUCAACGUCCAUUAAGACCGACUCCUUAGGAUCAAAGGAUCAUGUCAUCCAAGGAUCAACCUUAAUUUACAAAGAGCCUCCCCCUCCUCGUACCAAAUCCCACCUAAAUCAGGUUACAACAGUUGGCAAUGACAGUGGUAUAGGAAGCUGCAUUAGUGUUUGUGUUAAAGAGACUCCAGAGGAAGAUAAAAAUACGCUUCUUCAUCAACACAUGAAUCAGGAAUUGGAGGGUGAAAUUAUGGCCCAGGAUUCUAGCUGUGAUGCCACUCCACUGCCUGUGGUAGGAAGCGAAGUUGAAUUCACUCCAGACCAGCAGUACAAAGUUAUGCGUUCUGCUGAUCUUCCAGUUGUUUAUGACCAUAAUAAUCCUCUGACAAAAUUCCAAGCUGUGUCCAGGGUCAUAGAGAGAGAUGAAUACAAAGUGCGCAAAAAACCAAAGGGUCGAGCCAAGUUUAUUGGUCAGAGUAAGGCUGAGAAAGAGAUGGCUUUGAAGCUGAUCACGGAAAUUAGGUCACAAUCAGUAAUGUCAUUAGAUCCGUUGGAAUGCAAGAUCUGUCACCCUUCACGGCUUUUCACAGCCCUUUCAACGUUGCUGUCACAUUAUCGCAGCCAUGCAGGGAUAAGGCCUUAUGAAUGCCGCAUUUGUGAAGCAGUAUUUACUAGACAGCAUUCUCUCAACUACCAUAUGCUCAUCCAUACAAAUCAGACACGCUUUACUUGUGUGGACUGUGAUCGCAAGUUUCGCCACCCCUCACACUUCAAGGAACAUCGCAGAAGGCACACCGGAGAAUCUCCGUACGAAUGUUCCGAUUGUUUAAUGAGGUUUAAGACCCGCAACACAUAUAAAAGACAUUUGCGGACACGCCAUGGGAAGCUUUUAACAACUCAGGGUGCCAUAAUCAUUCUGUCACAAGAGGAAGCAGAUCGUAUGAAGAAGACUCAAGGAAGGAAGCCUCGCCGCCCUCGCCAGCCUUUACAGAUAAUUAGCCCUGAAACUGCUGCCCAGAUGGAAGAAGAGCAGAUUUGGACUGAUUUUGAAGAAGGAGAUCAUGAAGAUGAGUUUGAGUUUGAAGAGGAAGAUGAUGAUGAUGGAGAGGAGCAUUCACCUUUAGAUCUGACCAAGAAAGUUGGACAGGGGAAAUUUGAAUCCAUUCCUCUGACACAGUUGAAUGGAACUAUUUUCGAAAAUAUGGGAGUGCAAGCGAUGCCUAAUGGCAAAACAGGCUUCUUAUUGAGGCCAAAAGUGAGUGUGAGCAAGAAUGAACUGAUGCCUAAUCUUGGAAUUUAUGUUAAUCCUAAUAAUGUGAGCAAAACUGCUCAGAUAACAGAGGAAGAAGUUGAGUUUAAUGAAGAAAUGAAGGGUGCAGUUGAGAAUACAGUGGAGGAUGUUCACACCUAUGUCUUCCACUCAACAUCACAAAAUAAUGCUGUGACAAAAUUUAAUGUUAUGCCUAACCAUGGAAUUUAUGUUGAUCCCAAAGGUGUGACCAAACCAGUUGACGUAAAAGAGAAAGAUGUUGAAUUUAAAGAUGUAUCAGGUGCUUUGGAGAAUGUAGUGGAGGAUGUUCGAACAUAUGUCUUCCAUCCAACAUCUCAGAAUAAUUCUGUGCCGAAAGUUAAUGUUAAGUCUUCAUGGAAUACUGUAAAUAUUGACUUGAAGAAUUUAGAGAGAGCCACUAACUCGCCCUCAGAAAGUGUUGUGUACUGUGAUAAGCAAACUGUUUUGGAAAAUGAUCACACUAAUAAGGGACCAGUACCAGCAACAACUGUUCUGACUGGUAAUUCUGCUGAUUAUUUGGGAGAUAAUAUAAAUCCUGAAGAAGUUAUUACAAUAUGCGCUGGUGUGGACAGUGGAGGAAAAGAUGUGGUAUUGUCUCCUCUAGUGGAAACACAUACAAGCAGUACUGGAGUAAAACCCGACUUCUUUACUGUCAAGAAACCUUUGAAAUGUUAUGGCCGUCCUGGGUAUACCACCACAGACAAUAGCAAUAAUGUUCUGUCGUCAGGUGGUGCAACAGUAACCACAAAUCAAGUUGAUUCUCAGAGUUCUGGUGUAUAUUUCAUUGUUCAAGGUCAGGAUGGUAGGCUGGCUAAGGUAUUUCAUCAAAGUAAUGGCUCUGUUAGUAAGCCCAGUCAGCAGAUAACUGUUCAGUCAACUGGUUGCAAGUUAAAGUCUUCUAAUGAUUCUCUACAAAUGUCAUUAAAAAAUAAAACCAAAGCAAAACCUGCCAAAUCAGAGUCCAAAAUUACGAGAGAAUGUGUGACUGCUCAGUCUGUAAAGCCUUCAGUUGUUUCGCCAAAGGUAAUUUAUAAACCAAUCAAAACUGUAACUCGCAGAAAUAUAGGUGUAAGUCCAACAAGUGAUAAUAAGAUAAUCAUCAAUAAACAGGUUGUGAAUAAUGUUGUGGUGAAAAAUCACAUUGUGCAAAAUGGAAGUUUAGUAAAAGUGAAAUGUGAAGAGAGAGAUGCAUCUCUGCAUAGGAAAUCAACUUUACCAAUAGUAUCUGUUGUACCUGUGACUAGUGCUAUACAUUCAUCUCCAAUAAUAGUUACAUCAGGAACUUCUCUUAACAAGUCGGCCAGUUUACCCGCUGUAAUAGCAACGUCUGUAGGAACCACAUCCAGUGUAGUGGAACCACCAUCCAGUGUAGUUUACACAUCAGUUUCUCCUAGCUCAGUGUCACUAAGUGCAAUGCAGAGUCAUCAAACACCAGUAAUUUUGUCAAGUUCAGAUAUAGUAACCUCAGUAACACAUAUUCCAAGAAAUGCUUCAUCCAGGGUGUCAGGAGGUGAAACCAGUCAGAAGGCAGUUUUGACUUGGCAGGGUCAACCAUCUGCAGGGAAUGUCAUAGCACAAUGUAUGAACGGCACAUCUACAGUGAUGAGGAAUAAGGCAGAUAUAGAUAAUGGUAUCUUGUAUACUGGUGAAGAUUCAUUUGUUGCUGUUAAAGAGGAACUAUUAUUGGAAAAUGUACCUGUUAAAGAGGAACUAUUAUUGGGAAAUGUAGAAAUUAUCGACAACCUUGAUAGUAACCAUCAUAUGAAUGUAGCAGUAAAUGGCAUUGUGCAAAAGGAUGGUACUGUUACAUUUUCUAGUUCAGAUGUGAAACUGGAGUCUGAUUUAAACUCUAAUGCACCUUAUGUAGACCCUUUAAUACAAGAUUAGUUACCACUUCAAGUAGCCUCAGGCAUUUCUAAGUUAGUUGAAAUUCCUCAUCAAUGAAUUUAUUGCCAUUGACUGAAACGUCCUGCAAUGCCUUGCAUAAUCUGUCCAUUAUAUCUGGUCCUUCUGCCACAGUUUAAGUUAAGGCACUUGCUUGUAAUUAAGGUGUGAUUACUUAGUUAAAUUACCUACUGAUUUGCAUUUGCCAAUACCAUGACAUUUACUUUAAAAUAUUGUAUUACUUAUCGGUUUUGUGUCCUUUGGAAUCCUGAUGUUCGAGAAGUGUGUGGUAACUGAAGCAGAAAUACUAAACACAUGAUAUAUUACUCUACAGUAAGAAUAAAUUUGAAUUCAUACUACCAACCAUGCUCAUUUUGGUAGAUUAUACAAUGAUUAUUUGAGAAAUGAUUGUUAUAUUAACAAAGCAGGCUUAGUUUAAUAAGCUUUUCUUUUUAUUAAUUUUUUACAUACUUUAUAGUGUGGGUACUCGAGUAGAAAUGGAAUUGUUGGUAUCUGGAGUAUUUUCUGCAUUUUAUUAGAAAUAUUUACCAAGGUUCAGGUUAAUGCUUCAGUCACAUCUUCAUAUUGCAGCUCUGUUGUCUCUCUAUAUUACCUAGUAGGUAUUCUUUGUGAACAAUUGAUUAACAGAAAAUAUUUGUAUUUUGAACCUUAAAGCUAAUGCUGAAUAUAGAAUGAUAUCAUCUCACAAUAUUUUUGUUACCACAUAUGUAUGAAUGUUGGGCAUUUUUGAAGUAUAUAAGGAUUUAUGUAUGAGUAUUAAGAUGGUGUGUUUAUAGCGAGUAAUUUUUAUCAGCUGUAGGACUAGUCUGGCAAAUGUUAGUUUUGAUGAGAUUUUAGUGAAGAGUUUUCUUUAGUUUCUCCUGAAGGAAAUGGAGGUUUUAGUGUACCUUUAUAAUGGAUUCGUGUUACUCAUAGCUUUCUAAUAUAAUAAGGCAAAAACAUGAAAAGUAUAUUUUUAUACUGCAUUUAUAUACUCCACUCAAGAUCAAUCUUGUAUUCAGUAUAUUCGUGUGUGUGUAUGUACAUGUACGUAAGUAUUUCCUUCUUAAUGUUGAUGUGAUCUUCAGUACUAUUCUUGUGAUAAUAGAUUGUAAGGGAGGUUGGCAAAAGUCUUUGUAAUGUCUAAGACUAUGAGAUAUGAGGUUAAAAACACUAAAAGCAGUGUUAUAAGGGUACGUAUUGCUUUUAUUUACUGCAUUCAGUUUGGGACUUUUUAUUGUCCUAAAGGUAUAUGGUGUUGUUUCUGCUGAAGAAAACUGUAAUGCUGUACUCAGUGAGCUGAAGCAUGGAACUAUGGUAUAAUUUAUAUGGUUUUGAGUUAUAAUGGGUAUUUCAUCUUGUGAUAUAUACAGUACUAGUACUGUAUUGCAGUAGUUCCUUACAGGGAGAUUAUGCAAUCAAAAUCUUGGAGCAUAUCUUUAUAAAAAAAGAAAAAAAAAAGUUAAUUUAGAGAGGUUGGCUGUACAGCUUGGCACUUAAUAUCUGUAUAAUAUCUAUAAUAAACAAUGAUCAUCAAUUAUCAUAGGCUUUCAUGAAAACUUUACAGUACGUAAAGUUCUCACAUAUGUAUAAAUGUUGAAGAUAAGCUCAAGUUGCAUUAUAAUCAUCGAUGGAGUAGUGCACAGACACACAGUAUGUUUGUUUAUUUUUCUUUAACUUGGUUGUGAUGUCUAUCUCUUAUGUUGCAUAAACUAUUGUCAUAUAACACAUUACAUUCAGUGAAAACGCCAAUGAUUAUGUUUGGGUAAAUGAGAAUGUACUGUUGUAUAAUAAUGAAAAUUAAGUUAUUUUAUACUGCAUUGCUGCAAAAAGAAAAAGUCCAUUUAUUGAUGAGACUGCCUGGUUUGUUAGUUUUUUGUUAGCUAGAAAUGUAUUCUUUAUUGCACACCUCCUGCAGACAUCAAAUUAUGACAACUUCAAACACAAAGCAUCUGCUGUGAUAGUUAAUUCAUAGCUCUAAUAGGUAUGCUGGAUUAUCAUGUAAUAUGAUCAUUACUAUCUGAAGUAAAAGUAGAAGUGCAGUGUAGGAAAAAUCACCCUAUAUUUGUAGCACACCAAAGGGCAGUGCAGCUUUUUCACUGAAAGCAUGAUGUGUAUGUUUUACAAACAAGAGAAAGAUGUACCUGUUGAUACUAAUCUAGUUAUUUGCAUUAGCCUAUAAUGCUUGAUUUAGUAUGUUGCAUAAUUGUGGUGUUCCAUGAGCAUUUGAGUUCACCAAGUGUAAUUUAUGGUAUUGAUAAGGAAGUUUAAUGCCUAAGUUUAUUCUUCUAACUUACAGUGAAAGAAAGUCAAGCAUUUUUUAUAAACUGUAAUUGUGAAAUUUCUUGUAUUUGUCAGAUGUAUGUACAUACUUAGUUUUUGUGAUUACUGCCACUUGUUCAUUGAUUUAUUUUUUUAUUUCAAGAUAUUUUAUUUUCAAUAUUACUUGUUUAACUUGUCAAUUAAUUAUAGGUUUCAAAGACUAGCCAUGAAAUGGAAUUCUGAUAGUUAUUUGCAAAUGUAAAAUUUUUCUUUGAAAAUCCUGUAUCCUUUUAGGCCCUCCUCCUCUUGAUGUCUUCCCAAGGGAUAUUUUGGUCCUGGUUGUGUUUGUGUGAUGAAUUUAAAUUUUAAAAUGUGGGUUUUUGCAGCUUAAAUAAAUUGUACAAAGAUCAAGAAGUGCCUUAUUAGGUGCCAAACCUUCUGAAUUAAUUCAAAGUGCCUUCAUUAAAAAGCUGAAGUACAUUUCAUAAUGAUGCAAGUGAAUUGGAAUUUAGGUUUUCCAGAGAAGAAACCUUGCAUCAAAAAAUAUACUUAACUACAAUUUUCUAAUGAAUUAUUAUUAUUAUAUAAAGGAUUAGUUACUAUACCUGAAAUGAUACUAGAUAGAAUGUUCUCACUUUUUCUUGUGACACUGAAUGCUCUGUUUUGUUAGUGUAGCAGCUGGUGUGUUUGUGUGCCUUUGUGUUUGUGAGAGUACUUUGCAUGAGGGAAAGAAUUAAAAAGUACAAGUGUAAACAAUAGCCAAAUUCUGUAGGACAGUGCAUUAUGAAUGUACUUUGUACACUCAGAUCUACAAGUGUGCUAAUACAUUGUGAGGGUCAGUAUAAAGCAUGUAUAGCUUAGCAAUAAUAGAAUCUUUGUACCAUUAUAUAUGAUACAUUCUAUAUAAACUUAUAUUCUUUUAUACUUUAGUAAACAUUGAUAUACAUA
Macrobrachium nipponense is the source of this 7488-nucleotide messenger RNA. RefSeq lists its product as uncharacterized. Gene Ontology annotation, cellular component: nucleoplasm. The transcript is spliced from 11 exons. Bases 169 to 4281 code for a protein of 1370 amino acids. The record is from RefSeq and is a predicted model, not a curated record. Gene Ontology annotation, molecular function: RNA polymerase II cis-regulatory region sequence-specific DNA binding; DNA-binding transcription repressor activity, RNA polymerase II-specific. Gene Ontology annotation, biological process: regulation of transcription by RNA polymerase II. Lineage: Eukaryota; Metazoa; Arthropoda; Malacostraca; Decapoda; Palaemonidae.